AGAUAUUCGUCAUUCAUGCAUUAUGAUUCGGAAGAGAUUGACAGAUCUGACAAUUAGACAUUUCUAUUUGACAUCAUUUGACAUGUGUGAGAAGUUGGAUUAAAUAUAAAGUUAAAAGAUAAACGAGUGGUCAUAUAUUACAAUAUAUUAGUGUACACGAUGACGACUCAAGAGGUUAAGAGAACGAAAAGAAAAAGCGCGCAGAAAGAAAAUUUAAUUAAGGAGAAAAACGACGAAGAAACGAGCAAACCCGUUGAAUUGAAAUAUGGACCUACUGUGUCUUUUCCAUAUCAAAGAGUAUGGUCCAGAUGCGUUCUCAUAUUUGGAGUCUUGCUAAUAGUUUGGUAUAAUAACAGACAGGGCAAAGAAGUAUAUCUAGCAAAGCAGAAAGAUGUGUUGGUAAGUCGUACACAGAACGUUGACUGCUCUAUGGAUUAUAGAGAUGAGUUAGAAAAGUACCCUGGCUGUAUACCAGAAAAAUGUGGCAGAGUUGUGACUGACAAACUCGUCUCGACAACAGAGGCAGAUGUUUUACUGAAACUAGCAAAAAGUGGAUUAGAUUUGGCUGGAUCCGAUGGUGGCGCAAGUAUUCUGGAUCUUCAUUCAGGUGCUCUUAGCAAGGGUCAGGGUUUUAUCAAUGUCUAUAAACAAACAGAAGCAAAGAAAAUAUUCAAUAGUGUGGAUUCAGCAAUUUACAAGGUAGUAAAAACGAAAAUACAACAUGCGGUGGCACAUAAUUUUGGCAUAGAUGUAAAUAAGAUUUAUUUAACCAAACCUACUUUCUUCUCACGGAUGACUAAUAAACCUGCCAAAACUAUACAUGACGAAUACUGGCAUCCACACAUUGAUAAGGAAACAUAUGAAUCGUUUCAUUACACAUCGUUGCUGUAUUUAAAUGAUUAUAGUAAGGAUUUUGAAGGUGGUCGAUUUAUAUUCAUAGAUAAGAAUGAUGUCAAUACUACAGUGGAACCAAGAAAGGGCAGAGUAUCAAUUUUUACUUCAGGGAGUGAGAAUUUACAUCUAGUUGAGAAAGUAAAAUCUGGUACUCGUUACGCCUUGACAGUGUCUUUCACGUGCGAUAAGAACGCCGCGAUAUCCGAUUUGCGCUUUACCGACGCAUUGCAUUAAAAUUUUUUACCAAAUUGAUAAAAAUUUUUUUCAUUUAUUGAAUACAUAAAUGCCAUUAUUCAGCUAUUAAAACUGAUGUUUGUAUAAAGAAAAUUAUAUGAAUCAUAAGAGUUGAUAAUAUUUUCAGUCACAAAUUAUUAAAUGUACAAUUGAACAGUAUUAUAAUAGUAGAUAUUAUAAAGAAAAUAUAAGUGAAGUAUUGUUUAUAUGAAUGUGUUUUUGGAAAUGUAUUUGACUAAAUAAUCAAGGAAUUUAAAAUGUUAAUAUAUUAGAUAUAAAUUUGUGUUAUAUUAUCUGUAAAAUAUUUUUUUAUUUUUAAGAAUACAUUAUUUUUAUGUAUAACAAUAUACAAAGAUAAUAUACAUUUUAAAUUAUUUUAAAGUUAAGUGGAAAAAUGAAGCUUUGUGAAAAAUAUACCUUACCAUCGUGUUGAAUUUGUAAUUGUUAACACUGGAAGUAACAGUUUUUAUUUACUAAAAAAACCAAGCAGAUGAAUUAUUAGAUGAAAAUAAAGAAAGUAAUAAAAAAUGAAAUAUUUAUUAUAUCAGGAUAAAGAAAAUAAAUGAUAAAAAAAUUUCAAAAAAAAUUCUUAUCUUACAUAAGAAAUAUAUAAUAUAAAAAAAUCUAUCUUCUUUAGAUAGUAAUCUAAAAAAUUAAAAAAAAUGUCAAUGAUGACCUCUUGAUACUUCUAGUUUUAAUGAAAUGAAAUAUGAACGUGUAAUACGUGUUACAUACUAUAAAAAAAUUUCAUAAAUAAUUGAGAAAAUAUAAUAACAUUCUAAUUGA
Solenopsis invicta (red fire ant) is the source of this 1914-nucleotide messenger RNA. Its product is annotated as 2-oxoglutarate and iron-dependent oxygenase domain-containing protein 3-like. Gene Ontology annotation, molecular function: oxidoreductase activity, acting on paired donors, with incorporation or reduction of molecular oxygen; iron ion binding; L-ascorbic acid binding. Lineage: Eukaryota; Metazoa; Arthropoda; Insecta; Hymenoptera; Formicidae. The record is from RefSeq and is a predicted model, not a curated record. Gene Ontology annotation, cellular component: membrane. The transcript is spliced from 5 exons. The coding region runs from base 160 to 1128 and encodes 322 amino acids.